Messenger RNA from Hippocampus comes (tiger tail seahorse), 16316 nucleotides. RefSeq names its product FAT atypical cadherin 4 (gene fat4). Gene Ontology annotation, cellular component: plasma membrane. The record is from RefSeq and is a predicted model, not a curated record. Lineage: Eukaryota; Metazoa; Chordata; Actinopteri; Syngnathiformes; Syngnathidae. The transcript has 17 exons. Gene Ontology annotation, biological process: homophilic cell-cell adhesion. Bases 377 to 15271 code for a protein of 4964 amino acids. Gene Ontology annotation, molecular function: calcium ion binding.
UAGUGAGACUUUGCCGAGUAGCGGCGCAAUGUUGAGUGCAAGCGUGAGUGGACCGUUAUUCGUAUCCCUCCACGGAUGCGCGCAGCUCCCCGGAUCCACUUUUACGCGCGGAUACUUUGAGUGACAAUUCGAUGCUCCUUUUUGGGGGGAAAUAAACGAGAGAGGGAGGGUGGAAAAGUUUCUUGUGUGUUGCGGGAAUGCUUUUCACCAUCCCGUGGAUGCCGUAUUGAUGAGGAGUGCACGUCGACGCUGGAGUUAAGUGCUCAAAAGAAGAUCACCGUGACAAAUUAAGUUUCCAGGUUCCACGUUCGGAACGUUUGGAUUAUAAUGCUGUAGCGUGGAUGCAUCAAGCUGCACCGGGCUGGCUGACCUGACCAUGGCGCGGCUUCACUCACUCCUGCUGCUGCUGUGGACUCUGUCGCGCUACUCGGCAUCCACGCAAGUCCGCCAAGAGUUCCGCGUGCUGGAGGAGCAGCCCGCGGGCACCUACGUGGGUCAGAUAGAGACCCGCGCCGGCUUCACGUACCGCUUCAGCGAGAGCCACAGACUUUUCGCCAUCAACGGCAGCACGGGAGUGAUCUCCACCUCGUCUGUGGUGGACAGGGAGCUGCUGCAGAGCGAUGUCAUCAACGUGGUGGUGCUCUCCAGUCAGCCUACUUACCCUACGGAGGUCAGGAUCGUGGUGUUGGAUAUUAACGACAACGCGCCCGUGUUCCCGGAUGCAUCUAUCGUGGUGUCUUUCAAGGAGGAUGCCAGCAGCGGCCGGCAGGUAAUCUUGGACACAGCAACCGACUCUGACAUUGGGAGUAACGGUGUGGACCACACCACCUACAGAAUCGUGAAGGGAAACCAACAGAGGAAAUUCCGCUUGGAUAUUACCGUCAAUCCCAGUGGCGAGGGCGCAUUCCUGCACCUGGUGUCGACAGGGGGCCUGGACCGGGAGCUCACGCCCUUCUACCAGCUGCUCAUCGAAGUGGAGGACAAGGGGGACCCUAAGAAGUUUGGCUAUCUGCAGGUGAACGUCACCAUCCAGGACAUCAAUGACAACCCGCCUGCAUUUGAGCAUGAACAGUAUGAGGCGAGCGUGUUUGAGGAUGCCGCGGUGGGGUCCAGCAUCCUGCAAAUCACGGCGUCCGAUCAGGACGAUGGGACCAACGCAGAGAUCAGGUAUUACCUAGACGAGGGCACCCCCUUUCAAAUUGACCCCAAAGACGGGACACUUAUCAUAAAACAAAGUUUGGAUUAUGAAAGUAAGAAGGCGUAUUCGCUGACUGUCCACGCGGUGGACAGUGGGGCACCGUCGUUGUCCGGUAGAACGGAGGCAACCGUCAAAUUGUUGGACGUGAAUGACAACGACCCUGUGGUGAAGUUCAGGUACUUCCCCACCACAUCCAAGUUUGCCUCUGUUGAUGAAAAUGCACAAAUUGGCACAGUGGUAGCACUGCUCACAGUGUCUGAUUCAGACUCCCCCACUGCCAACGGUAACAUCUCUGUGUCCAUCUUAGGUGGUAAUGAGCAAAGACAUUUUGAGGUGCACACGUCCCCUGUGCCCAAUUUGAGUUUGAUCAAAGUGGCCAGCGUGUUGGACAGGGAGCGAAUUUCCUCAUACAACCUAACAGUGUCGGUGUCAGACAAUGGCAAGCCAGUGGCGCGCUCGUCUUUUGCUAGUCUUGUGAUAUUCGUCAAUGACAUCAAUGACCACCCGCCGAUAUUCCAGGAGGCGCUGUAUAGGGUUGAUAUCAACGAAGACAUCCCCAAAGGCAGCUACAUAAAAGGGGUCUCUGCAACAGAUGGCGACUCCGGGCAAAAUGCCAACCUACGCUACUCGCUGGUGUCUGGAAACACUUUGGGCUGGUUCACCAUCAGCGAAAACAGCGGCCUGGUUACCAGCGCCGCUUUGUUGGAUAGGGAGGUUGCAUCGCAAGUUGUUCUUAACAUUAGUGCCAAAGACCAGGGGCUGCAGCCCAAGAUUUCUUACACGAAGCUCAUUGUGAGCAUUACUGAUGUGAAUGACCAAGUGCCCACGUUUACACAGACAAUGUAUCAUGUUUCCUUGGUGGAGCACGCACCGGCCGGCACAGAGCUGCUUGUGCUUUCAGCUUCUGAUGACGACCUGGGCGAGAAUGGGACAGUCCGUUUCUCAUUCGACGCCGAGACGGCGCCCGGCCUUCGCAAGCUGUUUCGCCUGGACGCCUCGUCAGGGCGUUUGAGCACAGCCGCGGAGCUGGACAGGGAGGAUCAGGCCUCUUACUUGCUCCACAUCCAGGCAGCAGACACAGGCACGCCCCCGUUGCACUCUGCUGGAAAAGUCAACAUCACCCUGAGGGAUAUCAAUGACAACAGGCCCGUUUUUUACCCUGUGCAGUAUUUUGCGAAUGUGAAAGAGAACGAGCCCCCGGGCACUUUUGCCACUACUGUUUCUGCCACAGACCCCGACUUGGGUCGCAACGGCACAGUGAAAUAUAUCAUCACAGCAGGCGACACCUCCAAAUUUCACAUUCACAGCAACACAGGUAAAAUUACCACACUGGCGUCGUUGGACAGAGAAGUCAAAACCACUUAUCAGCUGCAGGUGGCAGCUGCAGAUGGCGGUGGGCUGCACUCGCACACCCACGCCAUUGUCACUGUGACUGUAAUAGACACACAAGAUAAUCCACCCAUCUUUAGCCAGAAAGUUUACAGCUUUGUCGUGUUUGAGAACGUGGGCUCGGGAACAGUCAUAGGGACCGUGUCGGCCACCACUGUUGAUCUAAACUCGAACAUUUCCUAUCUGAUCACCUCGGGGGACCAGAGAGGGAUUUUUGCUGUAAACCCAGCCGGUCAAAUCACUGCGUCCAGUCAAAUAGAUCGAGAAGAGCAGGGCUUCUAUCACCUGAAGGUUGUAGCCAGAGCAGGUGAAAUAACAGGAGAGGCCUUUGUCAACAUCACAGUGAAGGAUCUGAACGAUAAUGCCCCCCACUUUAUUCACUCUGUGGAGCAUGUGAGCGCCGUGGAGAACUGGAGCAUGGGUCACAUAAUCUUCCAAGCCAAGGCAUCUGAUCCCGACGAGGGCGCCAACGGCAUGGUGGUCUACAGCCUCAAGCAAAACCCCAGAGGACUGUUUCACAUCCACGAGAAGCACGGCCUUAUCACGCUGACCGGGCCUCUGGAGGUCACCACCACAUCCUACGAGAUCGAGGUCUUGGCCUCGGACACGGGGGUCCCCCGGCACACCUCCAGCUUGGUGCUUAUCAUCAGCGUUUACGACGUGAAUGACAAUUCGCCUGUGUUUGGCCAGUUCUCCUAUGAGGUCGCCAUCCUGGAGUCGGAACCUGUCAACAGCCGCUUCUUCACAGUAGAGGCCACUGACAAAGACUCAGGCCUAAAUGGGGAGAUCAUGUAUGACAUCAUUGGCGGCAACACGGGGGACAUCUUUGGAAUUUUCCCAGAUGGGCAACUGUACAUCAAAGCAGAGCUGGACCGGGAGCUGCAGGACAGAUAUAACUUAGUGGUGGUGGCUACAGACCGCGCCGUGGAACCGCUAAGCGCCACCGUCAAUGUCAGCGUGAUCCUAGAGGACGUCAAUGACAACCGCCCCUUGUUUAACAGCACCAAUUACGUCUUUCACUUUGAGGAGGAGCAGGCGAGGGGUUCGCUGGUCGGCUUGGUCCACACCGAGGAUAAAGACUUUGGGCCAAACAGCGACGUCAGAUACUCGUUUGAGACUCCGCAGCCCAACUUCGAGUUGAACGCCAUCACGGGGGAGUUGACGAGCACACUGCAAUUGGACCGUGAGUCGCUCGUGAGACAAAGAGGCGCCGCUGCCUUCAGCUUCGUCGUCAUCUCGGCCGACCAGGGUCUCCCUAAACCCCUAAGAGACCAGGCCAAAGUGCAGGUUUACAUACAAGACAUCAAUGACAAUGCACCUAAGUUCACCAAAGACAUUUACCAGGCCUCCAUCUCUGAGUCGGCGCAGAACAUGACCCAGCUGCUACGCGUCUCCGCCUCUGAUGUCGACGAAAACAACAAUGGACUGGUUCAUUAUCACAUCACUGAGGGCAAUGAGGAGGGACAGUUUACCAUUGAUGAGAGCUCAGGACAAGUCACAUUAGUCGGCAAAAUGAACUAUGAAUCAACAGCCUCCUAUUCUCUGAAAAUAAUCGCUGUUGAUGCUGGCUUUGUGCCAUUAUCCUCCUCCUGUAUGCUUAGCAUUAGUGUACUGGAUGAGAAUGACAACACCCCGACCUUCCCCAAAUCCUUACUGUCUGUGGACGUGCAGGAAAACAUGAGAAUCGGCGAGCUGGUGGCCUCCGUGACGGCGAGCGACGCUGACUCUGGCUUGAAUGCAGAAAUAACGUACAGCAUCACCGCCACAAACAACCACGGCACAUUCAGCAUUAGUCCCAACACGGGCAGCAUCUUUCUGUUCAAAAAGCUGGACUACGAAACACAGUCGUUUUACAAGCUCAACGUCACAGCGAAGGACAACGGCCGACCCCAGCGCUCCUCUUCAAUUCCUGUCAUCAUACAUGUUCGGGAUUUCAACGACAACCCUCCCAUCUUCACUCCCGGGGACAUCUUCAAGUCCAUCCCGGAGAAUCUUCCGAUCUCGGCCUCGGUCAUGACAAUUACAGCUCAUGACACGGACGCAGAUAUCAACGGGCAGUUGGAGUACUCCAUUGUUCAGCAGGUCCCCAGAGGAGGCCACUUCAGCAUCGACCCGAGCUCCGGUCUCAUCUACACCACCAAGGAGGUGGACAGGGAAUUUUCCAACCUGUUUGAGUUGACGGUAAAGGCCACCGACCAGGCUGUGCCAUUUGAAUUCCGACGUUUUGCCCUUAAAAAUGUGACGAUAUGGGUCACGGACAUCAAUGACAACAUCCCCACUUUCGUGUCCCAGAAUGCCCUCGUGGCCGAGCCCAACAUUGUAAUCGGCUCCAUCCUAACGACGGUGGUGGCUUUUGACCCCGACGAGGGAGAAAAUGGGGAAGUGGAGUACGAGCUGGUCGAGGGCGACUCGGACACAUUUGUCAUGGACCGCUACAGCGGCGACAUCCGCCUUGCCUCACAGCUGGUGCCCUCCCGCCUCGUGUACACGCUCACCGUGUCUGCCACUGAUCAUGGCAGUGAGCGCAAGACCUCCAGGACCGACAUGACCAUCAUCCUCCAGGGCCUGGAUGGCCCCGUAUUCACGCAGCCAAAGUACAUCACCAUCCUCAAGGAGGGCCAGCCGCCAGGCACCAACGUGAUCUCCCUGGACGCCUCCAGUCCGCGAGGCCCCGGUGGAAAAGUGGAGUACUUCAUUGUGGCGGUGCGCAGCGGUGGAAAAGCCGCCGGACGCCUCUUCACCAUCGGACGCCACACCGGAGUCAUACAGACGGCGGCGGAGCUCGACAGGGAGAAAGGCUCAGACCUCUACCUGGUGGACGUGUACGCAAUUGAGACGGACGCGAGCCAGCCCAGGACGCAGCGUGCCGAGGUGGAGAUCACGCUGCAGGACGUCAAUGACAACCCGCCUGUUUUCCCCAACGACAUCCUGGAUGUAACCAUCGAGGAGAACGUGGGGGAUGGCUUCAGGAUAAUGCAGCUAACAGCCACGGAUGCAGACGAGGGCCCAAAUGCUCUGGUGACGUACACCAUCAUCAGCGGUGCCGACGACAGUUUUCGGAUUGACCCCGAGUCUGGCGACCUGAUCGCCACCAAGAAGCUGGACCGGGAACGCCGCUCCAGUUACUCCCUGCUGGUGCGAGCCGACGACGGGAAGCAGUCGUCUGACAUGAGGCUCAACAUCACCGUCGAGGACGUCAACGACCACACGCCCAAGUUCUCACGGCCAAUGUACUCGUUCGACAUCCCCGAAGACAUGGCAUCAGGCUCCAUUGUGGCGGCGAUCCUUGCCAGCGACUCUGACUCAGGGGUGAACGGCGAGGUCACAUACUCGCUGGAGGACGACGACGAGGACGAAACCUUCCUGCUGAACCUGGUCACUGGUGUUUUCAACGUGACGCGGCCGCUGGACUACGAGAAUCAGCAGUACUACAUCCUGACGGCCAAGGCGAUGGACGGCGGGGGGCAGGCCAGCACGGUUAGGGUCUACUUCAACAUCCUGGACGUGAACGACAACGCUCCAGCGUUCAACGCCACCGUGUACAGCACAUCGGUUUUGGAGAGCCUGCCGCCUGGAUCCAGCAUUGUUGCUGUCAGUGCCAGGGAUGCAGAUGAUGGUCCCAAUGCACACCUUCUCUACAAAAUUGCAUCAGGCGAUCCACAGGGCCACUUUGUUAUAACCAAAGAGGGGGUUCUACAAACCAAGAAGGCCUUGGACAGGGAGACGCAGUCCUUCUACAACCUGGUGAUCACGGUCAACGACCUGGCUCCGCCGUCGAUGACCCGCUUCACCAGCACAGCCCAAGUGUCCGUCAUCCUCUUGGAUGUCAACGACUGCCCACCCACGUUCAUCUCCCAAAAGAUGACGUACAUCCAGGAGAACACGCCGGUGGACACAUCAGUGUUCACUGCCCGGGCUACGGAUGCCGACAGCGGGCCCAACAGCUACGUCCAGUAUUCUCUCAAGGGACCCUUCGGUAACAAGUUCAGCAUCGGCACUAUCGAUGGGGACAUUAGGUUGAUUGGAGAACUGGACCGAGAGGAGCUCGCCAACUACACUCUAACAGUGGUGGCAACUGAUAAAGGCGAGCCGCCGCUGUCCUCCACCAUGGAUGUGACCAUGUUGGUUCUGGACGUCAAUGACAACACACCAAGCUUCUCCCAAAAUAUCUACGACAUUGAGAUCGAGGAGAACACCUUGAGCGGGACAGACAUCAUCCAGGUGUUUGCCACCGACGCAGACGAAGGCACAAAUGGGCAAAUCCGCUUCUCUGUCUCAGGGGGAAAUACCAACGGAGACUUCAGAAUGGAUUCGGUCACAGGGAUGGUGUCGGUGGCCAAGCAGCUGGACCGGGAAGUCCAGUCUUCUUACUCGCUGGCAGUCCAAGCAUCUGACCGUGGAAGCAGUCCAAGGGUAGACCGCGCGACGGUGAACAUCGUGUUGCUGGAUGUCAAUGACUGCUCGCCUGUGUUUGAGCUCUCUCCUUACACAGUCAACGUUCAGGAAAACCUUCAGGAGCUACCGAGAAACAUCCUGCAGGUUGUCGCCAGGGACGACGACCAAGGCGCCAACGGUCAGCUCAGCUACAUGCUGAGUGGAGGCAAUGACGAAGGCGCCUUCAGCUUGUCGUCCAGUGGUCAACUGAGUCUGACUCAGACUCUGGACCGCGAGGCUCAAGGGGAAUACAUCCUGCUGAUCACAGCCACAGACUCGGGUUCUCCUUCAUUGAGCGGAACAGGGACGGUGACGGUUCUGGUGGACGACGUCAAUGACAACGUGCCGCUUUUCUCCUCAUCCGCCUUCCACACCACCAUCACAGAGGACGCCCCCACUGGGACCGACGUGCUACUGGUGAACAGUUCCGACGCAGACAUAGGCCUCAAUGGUGUCAUCAGCUACAGUUUGACUGGAGGCCAUGGACAGUUCUCCAUCAACCCGGCGACCGGACAGAUUAUCACCAGUUCCCUGCUGGACCGAGAGGAGCGAGCCAAUUACCAGCUGCUCGUGGUGGCGACAGAUGGAGGGCAGCCGCAGGGCCUGUCCAGCUCGGCCACCGUGUCUGUGACGGUGGCGGACAUCAACGACAACCCGCCACGCUUCCACCACCACCCUUACGUCACCCACAUCCCUGCAUCCACAGCGGCAGGGUCAUUGGUCUUUGCUGUUACUGUCACCGACGAAGACUCUGGAUCCAACGCCCAGUUGCACUACUCUCUGAUGGGACGCAACUCUGACAAAUUCAAGAUCGACCCCAUCCGAGGUGCCAUCACUGCCAACGAGAAGCUGACUGGGACCUCUGAGGUUACCCUCACGGUUCGAGUUAAAGAUGGCGGAGCCAACCCCAAAACUGACACGACCACCGUGACGGUCCGCUUCGUCAACGGAGGAAACUUUCCGAUCAUCAAGCUCAAGGAACAUGCCUUCACCUUCCCUGAGAGCCAGCCGACCAAUCACCUCAUCACAGCCGUGACAGGGUCUUCCAGGAGGGGCGGGCCGUUAUCCUACUACAUCGCGAGCGGUAACCUGGACAACGCCUUUAACAUUGACCAGCUGUCCGGCGACCUCGUCAUCAGGCAUCCGUUGGAUUAUGAACACAUUCAGAAAUAUGUUCUCUGGAUUGAGGCCAGAGAUCAAGGCUUUCCACCAUAUUCGUCGUAUGAAAGAGUGGACAUCACUGUGCUGGACGUCAAUGACAAUCACCCGGUGUUUGAUAAGGACCCCUUUCAUGCCGAGAUACUGGAGAAUCUGUCACCUCAACGGGUGCUAAUGGUCCCUGCUGUCGAUCUUGAUAAUGGACCUAAUGGGCAGCUGGAAUAUGCCAUCAUUGAUGGAAACAAGGAGAACAGCUUCAGUAUCAGUCGCGCCACCGGUGAGCUACGAACCACCAGGCCGCUUGACCGUGAGAAGGUGGCCCAGUACCUUUUGAAAGUCAAAGCCACGGACAGAGGGUUGCCGCCGAAAAACUCAGCAGUCAAAGUGAAAAUCAGUGUGCUAGAUGUAAAUGACAACGCCCCCCGGUUUUCAAAGAUAUUUAGCGCAACUGUGGCCGAGAAUGCGCCCGUCGGUUACACGGUCACGAGAGUCACCACCACCGAUGAGGAUGCUGGAGCUAACGCUAUUAGUCGUUAUUCAAUCACGGACACCAGCCUUCCAUUUAGCAUUCAUCCAAACACAGGGGACAUAACAAUCAGUAGGCCACUUAACAGGGAGGACACAGAUCACUACAUUGUCAAAGUGUCUGCCCACGACUCUGGCUGGACAGUUAGCACAGAUGUCACCAUAUUCAUAACAGAUAUCAACGACAAUGCCCCCAGAUUUAGUCGUCCAUCCUAUUACCUUGACUACCCUGAGUUGACUGAGGUGGGCUCCUUGGUAACGCAGGUGUCAGCCACUGAUCCCGAUGAAGGUUUCAAUGGCAAAAUAUUUUAUUUUAUUCGGUCCCAGUCGGAGUACUUCAGAAUUAACGCCAGCUCCGGAGAGAUAUUUGUGAAGCAACAGUUGAGAUAUCUGAAUUCGACAGGCACCAGCAGUUUGAACAUUAAUCGCCAGAGUUUCAUUGUCACGGCCUCAGAUCGUGGGCGCAAACCCUUAAUGAGUGAGACGACAGUCAUUGUGAAUAUCGUUGACAGUAACGAUAAUCCUCCCGAGUUUGAUUCACCAGGCUACUUUACUCCUGUCACAAAGAGUGUCAAAGUUGGUACCAGACUACUAAAAAUUGUAGCUCAUGACAAAAAAGACUUUGGCCUCAACUCUGAAGUUGAGUACUUAAUUACAGGAGGUAAUAGCUCUAGUAAAUUCAAAUUAGAUAAAAUGAGCGGGUGGGUCACUGUCGCAUCACCCCUCAUAUCUGACAUAAACAAGCUUUUCCUCAUGGACGUCGCAGCCAGCGACAGAGGAAAUCCCCCUUUGUCCACACAAACAGCAGUGCGAAUCGCCGUCACAGAGGAAAACCACCACACGCCUGAGUUCUCGCAAAGCCAAAUCUCAGCCACAGUGCCUGAAAGCCUUGUUGUGGGAACAGCAAUAAGGACCCUGUCAGCCAGAGACAAAGACAAAGAAAUGAAUGGCCUUAUCAAGUAUAAUAUUACAUCAGGAAACACGAAAGGGUUGUUUACACUUAAUAGCAAAACAGGGGUGUUAUCCCUAGCGCAGUCUCUGGAUUUCGAAGAAAACCAACAACACGAGCUGAGAGUUUCAGCUACAGAUGGUGGUUGGAUUGCAAAAUCCAGCUAUGUCACUGUCACGAUUCACGUGACUGAUGUGAAUGACAAUCCUCCACUGUUUGAUCCAGACGAGUACUACCCUAUCGUACAGGAGAACGUUCCAAGUGGUACCACCGUGGUGAAAAUGAAUGCCAGUGACCUUGAUUCGGGAGCUAACGCCGUCGUGGCCUAUGUCAUACAAUCAUCAGACAGUGACCUCUUUGUUAUUGAUCCCAACACGGGCACCAUCACCACUCAGGGGUUCUUAGAUUAUGAGGCUAAACAGGUCUAUCAUUUGACAGUGAAGGCAUUCAACGUCCCAGACGAGGAACGCUGCAGCUUUGCCAAUGUCAACAUUCAGAUAAAGGGAGCCAAUGAAUACGUACCCCGUUUUGUCUCCAAAGAGUACUACUUUGAAAUAUCUGAAGCCGCUCCAAAAGGAACAGUGGUUGGGGAAGUUUUUGCAAGUGAUCGUGACCAAGGUGACGAUGGAGUUGUCUACUACCUCAUUUUUGGGAAAAGCAGGAGGAAGGGCUUUGGCAUCAACAAGCGAACUGGACAGAUUUAUGUCACAGGUGUACUGGACCGCGAGAAAGAGGAAAAGAUUUCACUUAGAGUGAUGGCCAAAAACGCCGGUGCUAUCCGCGGUGCAGAUAUCGAUGAGGUUUUUGUGAACAUCACAAUACUGGAUGCCAAUGAUCCGCCUGUCUUUUCUCAAGAGUUGUAUGACGUGCAAGUUAGUGAAGGUCUCUCACCUGGUGGUCUGGUUACGUUUGUGAGUGCCGAGGACACAGACUCUGUCCCAAGCUGGAGCCGAUUUUCAUACUCCAUUGCACCACAGUUUGAUAAAAAGGUUUUCACCAUUAACCCCAAAACUGGCCAAGUGUCUGUUGCAGCCGCGCUCGACAGAGAAACAAUGCCUGUGUAUAAUCUAACCAUUUUCGCUGUGGAUACUGGCACACCUCCUUCUACUGGAAGCGCCACGUUGAUUGUGAACCUGGAAGAUAUCAAUGAUAAUGGUCCAAGUCUGACAACCACGUACGCUGAAGCAAUGGAGAACCAGAAAUCUGGCACUGCGGUAACUACGUUAACAGCUUCCGACCCAGACUUACCACCCAAUCAAGGACCUUACAUAUACAGUCUUCUCAGCUCUGGCUCUGCCAACAGCUAUUUCAAUCUAAGUCCGGCUGGAAUGCUCACCACAAGUCGGGAGAUUGACAGAGAACAGAUGAGUGACUUCUAUCUCUCCAUCGUGAUCAAGGACUCUGGUGUACCUCAAAUGUCCUCCACGGGAACCAUACAUGUCAAAAUAAAUGAUCAAAACGACAACCCUUCAGAGCCGAGGUCAAUGGAAAUCUUUGUUCACUACUUCGGAAAUAUAUUUCCUGGAGGUUCGUUGGGAGACGUUAAACCCCAAGACCCUGACAUUCAAGACAGGUUCCACUGUUCCCUCAUUCCACCUUCCUCUGCGCUGUUUAAUAUUCCUACUGGAACAUGCAAGCUAAACUCGAAAGCACGUUCAACAGAUGGAAACUUUGAAUUAACCAUCCGAAGCAGUGAUGGUGUCCACGGUCCAGUCAGCAACACAGCGCGGGUCCUUUUCAUGGGCUUCACAAAUGCCACAGUAGAUAACAGCAUUCUAAUCAGGCUCCAGUCUCAUGGAGUCAGAAACUUCCUCACCGACCAUUACCUCAGCUUUUUACGCAUUGCCAACUCUCAGCUAGCGGGACUAGGCACUGGGGUCCUGCUUUACGGUGUGUUUGAGCUCAACAACCAGACUUUCUUGAUGGCAGCUAUCAAACGAGGACAUGGACAAUAUGUGAACCCCAGUGGUGUGGCCACAUUCUUCCAGAGUAUCAAAGAAAUUUUGAAUAGACAGAGUGGUGUGCAAAUAGAUGCUGUGGACCACGAUCCAUGCACACGCAACCCGUGCCAGAACGGGGGCAGCUGCAAGAGGCGUCUCACUGUUGGGCCUGAUAUGAAAACAGAGGAAAGUGUUCCGGUGAUCCUCGUAUCCAACCACCCGCUGCAGCCUUACGCUUGCAGCUGCAGGCCGGGAUACACUGGAGCUGUCUGCGAGACAGACGUCGAUGAGUGCCAGCCUUCCCCUUGUCACAAUGGGGGCACUUGCCACAAUCUGGUGGGGGGUUUCUCCUGCACCUGUCCUGAAGGUUUCACUGGCAUGGCAUGUGAGAGGGACAUCAAUGAAUGCCAUUCCAAUCCUUGCAAGAAUGGUGCACUGUGCCAGAACUUCCCCGGCGGCUUCAACUGCCUCUGCAAAUCCGGAUUUGCAGGCAAAACAUGUGAUUCCAUCAUCAAUCACUGUGAGUGUAACCCAUGUUUUAAUGGCGGCUCCUGUCAGAACCGGGUGGAUGGAUAUUAUUGUCAUUGUCCAUUUGGGGUUUUCGGUAAACACUGCGAGUUGAACAGCUAUGGCUUUGAGGAUCUGUCUUAUAUGGAGUUCCCGUCGCUGGACCCCAACAACAACUACAUUUACAUCAAGUUUGCCACCCUGAAGAACAACGCUUUGCUCAUGUACAAUCACGAUAACCAGACCGGAGACAAGGCAGAGUUCUUGGCCCUGGAGGUCUUGGAGGGCCGGAUGCGCUUCUCCUUCAACUUGGGGAGUGGAACAUACAAACUGAUGACCAUGAUAAAAGUGUCCGACGGGCAGUUCCACACAGUCAUCGCCAGGCGGGCUGGGAUGGCCGCAUCGUUGACAGUGGACCUGUGCGGUGAAGACCACGAACCAGGCUACUGUGCCGUGAGCAACGUGGCCGUUCACACCGACUGGAUCCUGGACGUGGAGCCCAAUCGGCUGUCAGUUGGGGGCGUUAGGUCAAUGGAGUCAGUCCUCCACCGGCGCGGUCAGAUAGCCACCCAUGACUUUGUCGGCUGCAUCAUGGAGUUGGCCGUCAAUGGCCGCCCACUGGAGCCCAGUCAGGCGCUGGCAUCGCACGGCAUCCUUGACAGAUGCCCAAGACUGGAAGCGGCUUGCACCGCCAGCCCCUGCAGACACGGGGGCACCUGUUUGGACCACUGGUCUUGGCAGCAGUGCCAGUGUGUGGACGGCUUCACUGGCAAAUACUGUGAGAAAUAUAUCACGGCCGACACCGCGCUAUCCCUGGAUGGCACCGGUCGCCUGGACUACGCCCUGAAGCAGGGCCCCAAGCGUGACGUCCUACUGAGGAGGUCGCUGCAGGGCAGGAUCCCGGACCCCGUCGUUCCCAGCCGUCUGGAGGUCAAGUUCAGGACGCGUGGCAAGAGCGGCACAUUGCUGCACGUGCAGGAGACCAGCAACUACACCACUGUUAAGCUGAGGAACGGCAACAUCCACUACAUCUCGGAUGCAGGUGUGGGCGGCAAAGUGGAGCGAACCAUGGGGGACAUGGUGCUGUCUGAUGGACUGUGGCACACCCUCAUGCUGGUUAAGAAUGGCUCCACCACCUUGAUGCAAGUGGACAACAGCCACUCCCGCGUCAUCCAGCUUCCCACACAGGAUUUUGGAGGUCUCGGAGUCCUCACCAUUUCGCUCGGAGGCAUCCCACCUGGUCCCGCACAGCAAAAAACUGCGGCAGGUUUCGAUGGGUGCCUGGCCUAUGUGAAAUAUAAUGGCGAGAACCUGCCUUUCACCGGCGAGCACGGCCUCGCUGUGUUAACGAAAACCAGUCCAUCUGUCAAGAUUGGUUGCAGAGGUCCAAACUUGUGCGAGAGCAGCCCAUGCUGGGACGGCUUGAUGUGCAUCAACCAGUGGUACACGUACCAGUGUGUCCCACCUGGCGACUGUGCCUCCAGUCCCUGUCAGAACCACGGAAGCUGCGUGCCAGAUCCCCGUUUGGGUUUCACCUGCGUCUGUUCCGAAUUCUACACCGGAAAGACGUGCGAGACCCAAGUGGCCUGCCUGGGUGUCCAGUGCCCUCAAGGGACCAUAUGCAAGACGGCCAACAACGGCGGGUUUGUCUGCAGUCCAAAUCCCGCAACGGAAGCCAUGGUUCUCCCUAUUUGGGCGGUCCCCGCUAUCGUCGGUAGCUGUGCCACGGUGCUUGCCUUGGUUGUGCUAAGUCUCAUCCUGUGCAAUCACUGCAAGGAUCGCAAUAAAACCAAAGUGCCAAAGGAUUCCAAGGAGAAGAAACCCAAGGAGAAGAAGAAAAAGAAGAAGGGCAGUGAGAACGUGGCUUUCGAUGACCCAGACAACAUCCCACCGUAUGGAGACGAUAUGACGGUGCGCAAGCAGCCAGAAGGGAAUCCGAAGCCGGAUAUCAUUGAGAGGGAAAAUCCGUAUCUGAUCUACGAUGAAUCUGACAUCCCUCACACCAAUGAAGCCGUUCCAAGUGCUCCCUGCGCCCCUUGUAACGACCCAGAGGCCGAUAUCGAGCACUACGACAUUGAUAACGCCAGCAGCAUCGCACCAUCGGACGCGGACAUCAUCCAGCAUUACAAGCAGUUCCGAAGCCACACUCCCAAAUUCUCCAUCCAGAGGCACAGCCCGCUGGGUUUUGCAAGGCAGUCGCCCUUACCCCUGGGUGCCACCAGUUACUCCUACCAACCUCAAUACACUCAAGCCUUACGAUCCACUCCGCUCAGCCACGCACACUCAGCUUGCCCCACGCCGAACCAUCUUUCCAGACAAUCCCCGGCCCCAUUCACCAAGCCCUCCACCUUUUACAGAAACACCCCGACCAGGGAGCUCAACCUUGCUCGCCGCGAGGGAAGCCCCCUGGAUCUGCACAAUGACAUGUGCCAACCACCGCCCAUGUUCAACUAUGCCACCCGGCUGGGAAGGCGCAGCAAGAGUCCACAGACCAUGGCCAGCCACGGCCACACGUCCCGCCCGGGGAGUCGGCUCAAGCAGCCAGUUGAGCAGAUCCCUCUGGAGACAGGGCCCCCUGUGGGGCUCUCCAUUGAGGAAGUGGAGCGACUGAACAAUCCGCGUCCUCGCAACCCCAGCAUCUGCAGCGCCGACCACGGGCGCUCCAGCUCCGAAGAGGACUGCCGCCGGCCUCUCUCACGGGUCCGCAACCCCGCUGACGGCAUCCCCGCCCCAGAAUCCUCGUCGGAGAGUGACUCACAUGACUCCUUCACCUGCUCGGAGAUGGAGUACGACCGUGAAAAACCCGUUUCUUAUAGCUCCCGGGUACCCAAGCUCUCGCAAGUCAACGAGUCCGACGCGGAUGACGAGGACUACGGCGGGAGGCUGAAGCAGAGGCGGUACUCGAGCCGUCGGGCGGAAGGGGGUCCUGGCAUGGCCCAGUUGCCCCCCAAUGAGCAGCACAAUACCCUGCCUCACAAACUGGGCCCGCCAGCUGGGGCAUUCAACUGGGACAAUCUUUUGAGCUGGGGCCCCGGUUUUGGACAUUACGUCGACGUAUUCAAGGACUUAGCAAUGCUUCCCGAAAAUGCAUCUGUACAGGACAUUGAAAUGAACAGUGGGGAUGGGUCGGUCACCAUUCUCAAUGAAGGAGAAGCGGAACAAUACGUAUGAGACUAUUUAUUGUCACGUUGUAGAUUAUGGUGAUGUUCUUAGAAAAGAACGGCGGACUAUGCCGGUGUUGAUUAAUCGAAAAAUAAUGACGACGACUUUCAAUGCAGUAAGGCAGAACCAACGGCACCUGAAUUCACCUUGGAAAAGUUUGACCAGUCUCCGUCCAGCUGUCCCGUCAUGUGUUGUUUGCACCCUUUGAAGAAGCCUGUGUCUGAAUUCAAUUGACCCCCAUACAUGUUAUCUCGGUGAAUCGUUUCUUUUCUUUAUUAUCGAUGUUGCCUCUCCCUCGCAGCCCGAAAGAUAAAACGGCAGAUUAAAUUAACACUCCCAGCUGUAGACCGAAACAAAACUCCUGUUCAUACGUUGUCGGUCGAGUUUUAAUACCACCGCAAAGGAAGCAUGUGCUUUUUGAAGGGGGACCGCACCUGCAGACACUGCGUGAAAUGAAGUACUCUGAUGUAAAUCACACCCCUUCUCCGCCUUGGGUUUUGUUUUCUCACAGAAAGCUGGCUAAUUGCUCCAAGAGUGACAAUGAAUCAAGUCGCCCGCCUUACACACAUUUGAGGAUUGCAGCAUGGGGAGAAAUAUGGUGUUGUUUUUUAAUGCUUUUGGGUGUUAUAGUUUGUUAAAAUGCUUUGCCAUUUUGUUUUUCAAGCCACAUGAUGACAACAUAUGGAUCUUUUUUUCUGAAAUGACCCAAACAGACAAACAGAGACUGUACUGUAAAUGUUCACACAAUUCAAACGUGGAGUCAUUUGUCAUUGGUGUCUUCGUCAAUUAUGUUGACAUUAUGGUGUAAGGUUGCUUCGUUUUUUUGUACGGUUUAUUAACUUAAUUUACUUAAGCUGUGUUUUUAUGGAUAUUUUUUCAUAAUCCGAAAUCUAUGUUCUUACUUUCGGGGAAAGUAAGGGUUGAAGACCUAUUUUUUACAUCUGUUACAUAUGUAACGUCAGUAUUUUCCACUUUUUUUUUUUAUAAAACUAUAACAUGCUGUAUGCUUUGUACUUGUAAAAAGCCAAUAACAGAAUAAAAAAAAUAUUUAUUU